UCACUCUUCCAAAACAAUCAAUAAACUAGCAAAAGUCAGCGCCUCCCCCUUAUCUCCUCCUCCUCCUCCCUCCGGAGCCGGCCAAGAACCCAACCACUCCGCCUGCCGAUGGAAGAGGAGCGCUGCUUCAACAACUGGGACCUGGACGCCGUCGUGCGCCUGGGCUGCCGCCGCCGCCUCUCCCCGCCGCGGCAGGGGGACACCAACCCCUUCGCCGCGCUUCUGCCACCGCAGCCGCGGAAGGAGAAGGAGAAGGCUGCGGUGCAGGCGCCGGAGCCUGCCAAGGAGCCGGAGGCAGAUACCGGGUGGCGCUUCCCGGACCUGUGUGCCGACGGCGGGCAAGGCGGCGACGAGCUCCUCAGGGCGCUGUUGGCCGCCCACCCUCCUCCCCUGCCUCAGCCUCUGCCAGCGCCACCGUCUCCGCCGACGCCGACGCCGACGCCUCCGCCGCCCCAGCGACAGCUGCAGCCGGUGGACGUGCCGCCACCCCAGGUGCACGCAGCUCCGGCUUCUGCUCCGGCAAGGGCGCAGCCGAGCGGGCGGCCGGUGCCCGGUGGCGCGCCAAGAUCCAAGAGAAGGAAGAACCAGGUGAAGAAGGUGGUCUGCCACGUUCCCGCGGACAGCUCGUCGUCGGACGUGUGGGCGUGGCGCAAGUACGGCCAGAAGCCCAUCAAAGGCUCCCCCUACCCAAGGGGAUACUACCGGUGCAGCAGCUCCAAAGGGUGCGCGGCGCGGAAGCAGGUGGAGCGCAGCCGCUCGGACCCCAACAUCUUCAUCCUCACCUACACCGGCGAGCACAACCACGCGGCGCCCACCCACCGCAACUCGCUCGCCGGGACCACCCGCCACAAGUUCCCCUCCUCGACGGCGCCUCAGCCGCCGCCGCCAUCCGUGGUGGUGUGCGGCGCUUCUAGCUCCGGCGACGAGCAGCACCAGCCCCAGCAACCGAGCCCGAGCCGGACUUCCACGUCGGCCGCAGGGCUUUCCCCUACGACGCCGCUGCGCACGCCAUCCAUUGAGGAGGACGAUGACGAGGAGGAUGGGCUGCGGGUGGAGGACAUAGAGAUGGCCGGCGAGGACGAGCUGCUGUUCAUGAACACUGACGACGACGACGCGGCACCACUGGAGUCGAUGCCCUCGCUCUUCGACACCGUCGAUGAGCCUUUCCUGAGCUCUUCCUGGGUGUCGGCCUCCACCACCGCCGGCGAGCCACCUACAGGGGCAGCCGGCGCCAAGAGCUGACUGACUUCUUGAAGAGAAAAUUGUGUGCCGUCCUUGUAGAUGAAAGAAAUCAUGGGAAGCAGAGAGGAGAAGAAAGCAUAUGAUCCACCAUGCUAAUCGAUCCAUCGAUGGGCAGCAUCAUGAUACUAGUACUAGUUGUAGUAUAAGUAGUCAGACCAGACCUGUAUCGAGCUUGAUCCAUCACCAACCAAUCCAACCUUCUAGCCUUUCUUCACUGACUAGAACAUCUUGGCAUUUAUUCUCUCUCCUUUUUUCUUCUUGGUUUUCUUUAGGAAUAGUUGAAACUUUGUAUAUCUUUCUCUUAGGUGCCUUUUUUCUUGCAAAACUGAAAGUGGUAGAUGAUGAACCAACAAAAAGGAGUGCAAAAAUGAAAGAAAAAGUGGAUGGUGUGUUUGGGUGGCUCUUUU
This is a messenger RNA of Panicum hallii, 1649 nucleotides long. RefSeq names its product probable WRKY transcription factor 27. The transcript is spliced from 3 exons. Gene Ontology annotation, biological process: regulation of DNA-templated transcription. Gene Ontology annotation, cellular component: nucleus. The record is from RefSeq and is a predicted model, not a curated record. Bases 109 to 1242 code for a protein of 377 amino acids. Lineage: Eukaryota; Viridiplantae; Streptophyta; Magnoliopsida; Poales; Poaceae. Gene Ontology annotation, molecular function: transcription cis-regulatory region binding; DNA-binding transcription factor activity.